This is a messenger RNA of Spea bombifrons (plains spadefoot toad), 3563 nucleotides long. RefSeq names its product RNA binding motif protein 26 (gene RBM26). The record is from RefSeq and is a predicted model, not a curated record. Gene Ontology annotation, biological process: mRNA processing. Bases 249 to 3437 code for a protein of 1062 amino acids. NCBI's taxonomy places the organism in Eukaryota, Metazoa, Chordata, Amphibia, Anura, Pelobatidae. Gene Ontology annotation, molecular function: RNA binding; metal ion binding. The transcript is spliced from 23 exons. Gene Ontology annotation, cellular component: nucleus.
AUUGGCGGCCGCCAUCUUAGCACGGCGGGGUCUGCGUUUCAAAGUGUUUUAUUAAUGUUAUUAUUUUUAAAGGGGGCCAUAUACGUUAUUACCGUGCUGUGGGCACAGAGCCGUGGAAAUACCAAUACGUUGUUUAGGGGUAAUUUCAGUCAGAACGCAGUGACUUAAAUUACCAGUGAGGAGAGCAGGCCGGACCCUGCAUUACAGUUCCCAGGUGCUGCCCGGGCCUGAGAGACUCAGGCACCACCAUGAUUAUAGAGGACUUCGAGGCGUUGAAAAACUGGUUGUCAAAGACCUUGGAACCUAUUUGUGAUGCCGACCCGUCAGCUCUUGCAAAAUACGUUCUUGCUUUGGUGAAAAAGGAUAAGAAUGACAGAGAGUUGAAGGCUUUGUGCAUAGAUCAGCUGGAUGUAUUUCUACAGAGAGACACUCAAGGAUUUGUGGAUAAACUAUUUGAAGCCGUCGGCAAUAAAAGCUACCUUGCUCAUGCUGAUUCUUCUUCGUCGGCCUCUGUAAAACCAGAGGCAUUGGAACAGCAAGAAAAAGAAGUGAAGAAAGAGGAGGUUCCCAAAGAAGAUGAAUCAAAGGAAAAAAAAGUUUCAAGAAGGGUUAACCACAGUCCUCAGCAAUCGAGCACCCGGCAUAGAGAAACUAGAGAGAACAGUAGAAAAAGGAGCAAUUCUGACCGUGAGAGUUCUUCCGUACAAAAUCCGUUCAGAUCAGCCGGACAGGAGCAGAAUGUUGAUAUUCCACAGAGUCGUUUGAGCGCAAACAAAAUUUUAAGUAUAAAAACCUCAAGGGGUAGAGAUGAUCGAAAGAAAGAUGACCGCCCCCGUAAACGGGAAUACGACCGAAAUGUACCCCGACGCGAUUCUUACAGGGACCGGUACAACCGGAGACGAGGAAGAAGCCGCAGUUAUAGCAGAAGCCGCAGUCGUAGUUGGAGUAAAGAAAGGCAACGAGACAGAGACAGGGAUAGAAGCCGAAGCCGAACAAGAAGUAGAACGAGGAGCAGAGACAAGGAUUCCGGGAAACCAAAAUAUGAAGUUGAUAGGCCGGACUCUGCAGAUUAUUCAGCAGGAUCUUCAGUGCCCCACAUUGCGUCUCCGCAUUACCCAGUUCCAACCCUGAGCAGCACCAUUACUGUAAUCGCGCCGUCACACCACGGAAGCAAUGCCGCGGAAAACUGGCCGGAGUUUCACGAAGAUCAGGUUGACCAUGGUGCUUACGGCAGACCUUCCGUGCCCAAGAAACGCUGCAGGGACUAUGACGAAAAGGGUUUCUGCAUGAGAGGGGAUAUGUGCCCUUUUGAUCACGGCAGCGACCCUGUUGUAGUGGAAGAUGUUAAUCUACCUGGCAUACUGCCGUUCCCGGCACAGCCUCCUGGCGUGGAUGUGGCACCUCCACCAGGCCUUCCUCCUCCACCGUCCCUUUUAACACCGCCACCCGUAAAUCUUCGCCCCCCAGUACCACCUCCGGGUCCUCUUCCACCCAGCCUUCCUCCAGUCACAGCAGGUCCCCCUCCUCCACUUCCGCCUUUACAGCCGGCUGGAAUGGAUGCUCCUCCUAAUUCUGCCACCAGCUCUGUACCCACUGUUGUGACUACAGGAAUCCACCAUCCUCCUCCGCCGGUCGCACCCCCGUCCCUUUUCUCACCCGCAGUAACGGGGCCGAUUUCCAUUUUCCCUGAAACAUAUGAAGCAGAUGGGUAUAAUCCAGAAGCGCCAAGCAUGACAAAUACGGCGAGGCCUAUGUAUCGGCAUCGUGUACACGCCCAGCGGCCUAAUUUAAUAGGCUUGACUUCUGGAGACAUGGAUCUACGCCCGAGAGAGAAGGUCAUCAACAACAAUAUGAGGGUUGUGGUGGAUUCCGAAUCUCGUAAAAGAAAUCUUGCGCACAUGGACUCUGGAAUACAUCCCAAAAAACCCUGGUUUGACAAAUCAAACUUUAAUAGAUUAAACAACCCUGGCUUCCAGAAGAAGGGACCAUUUCCAAAUGAAAAUACUAAACUUGAAUUAAGGAGAAUACCUCCGGAGCUGAACAACAUUAGUAAAUUGAAUGAGCAUUUUUGUAAAUUUGGCACCUUGGUGAAUGUGCAGGUUGCUUAUGAAGGCGAUCCAGAAGGUGCUCUUAUCCAAUUUGCAACUUAUGGAGAAGCAAAGAAAGCAAUAUCUAGCACAGAAGCGGUUUUAAAUAAUCGCUUUAUCAAGAUGUACUGGCAUCGAGAAGGCCACUCCCAACAAAUACUAGCUCCAGCUGCUCCGAAGGUUGGUCAGCUUACGACGCAGCCACCCAAUUUGCCUGUUGUGAAGCAGUCCGUGAAGGAACGUCUAGGACCGGUCCCUUCGAGUAAUAUGGAGCCAGUAGAGGCCCAGAGCGCCAAUGCAGAAACUGCUCAGAAUGUAACCAAAGUGUCAAUCAAAGACAGGUUGGGUUAUAUCUCAAAACCCACUUCUGCCACCACAGAAAAGGUCCUGUCGACCUCCACCGGUCUCACAAAAACAGUUUACAACCCAGCGGCUUUGAAAGCCAUGCAGAAGUCCCUGCCCUAUCCUCCUUCCAUAGACAGCAGCGAGGCGCAGAAAAAGAAACAGGAAGCUCUAAAACUUCAACAAGAUGUAAUGAAGAAGAAGCAGGAGAUACUGGAGAAGCACAUAGAAACACAGAAGAUACUUAUAUCAAAAUUAGAAAAAAAUAAGAAUAUGAAACCUGAGGACAAGACAGAUAUUUUGAAAACCCUGGAGAUCUUGACCAAUAGCAUUACAAAAUUAAGAGAUGAAUUGAAAGCAUCCCCUCCAACUGCAAAUGCAGUAAAAAGUAACAAAAGCAAAGCCCAGAUGCAAAAGGAGCUUCUUGACACGGAGCUAGAUCUGUACAAGAAAAAUCAAGCUGGAGAGAAUGUAGCUGAACUAAGGAAGAAAUACACUGAGCUUCAGCUUGAGGCAGCAAAACGUGGAAUUCUUUCUUCUGGUCGUGGCCGGGGAGCCCACCAGAGGGGGAGGGGUAUGUCACGUGGUAGAGGUCGGGGCUUACGUGGCAGGGGAAGAGGCAUUCAUCAUCACGCUGUGGUAGAUCACCGGCCUAGAGCUUUAGAGAUAUCUGGUUUUGCUGAAAGUGAUAGAGAAGACCUGCUUCCUCAUUUUGCGCAAUUCGGUGAAAUCGAAGACUGCCGGAUAGAUGACUCCGGUCUUCACGCAAUAAUCUCUUUCCGGACAAGAGCUGAAGCUGAGGCUGCUGCAAUCCAUGGAGCACAUUUCAAAGGACAGAACCUAAGAUUAGCCUGGAAUAAACCGGUACCACGUGCGUCCAGCGCGGAAGCAGAAGACGCUGAACAAGAGGAAGAAGAAUUCCAGGAAGAUUCAAUAGUGGAUGACUCUUUACUACAGGACGACGAUGAAGAGGAAGAAGAUAAUGAAUCACGUUCUUGGAGGAGAUGAUUCGUCUAGACUGAGCGACAAAUGCCUUGGAUUCACAUUCAGAUCACCUAAUGCACUUUUCCAUAUAAUGUGUUCCUGCAUUUCUGUGAGAAAGGUGUGCUGGACUCCUUGGUUUAAAAAAAGAAA